Messenger RNA from Dimorphilus gyrociliatus, 1507 nucleotides. The record is from the annotation of a GenBank genome assembly. NCBI's taxonomy places the organism in Eukaryota, Metazoa, Annelida, Polychaeta, Dinophilidae.
ACAUGAACUCUGGCGAAAUGCCGCAGACUCUACCAAAGCGACUAUCUUUCCUAUAUGAAAAUGACACCGAACCGGCUCCCAUUUUAUUAGAUAAUUUCGAAAACCCAAUACCCAAUGUUGCAGUACCCAGGUCAGAAAUUAGGUCAAUCCUGGAAAAGGAGUCUGGCAUGCAACGCUUAAAAUCAAUGUACAAUAUCUUAGGCCGUGACAAAAUAUCUGAAGAUUUACGAUUUUGCAGUUCAGUUCCUCUAUACGCCGCUGCAGUUACCUUCGGUUUUACUGCGGGAAUUGGUGCCAAGCAGGGGCGAGAUCGCUUUAUUGAAAGAAACAAAGCAACAAAAUUCGAUACCCAAUUUAGAGCUUCAAGAGCCAGUUUGGAUCAGACAUUCGUAGCAGGCCUAAGAACCGGCUUUCGAUGGUUUGCAAAGACUGCAAUAUUUUCAGGAAUAUUUCUCUUUACCUCUUCAUCUAUUGCCGUAUAUAGAAAUGAGUCAUCCCUUAGAGAGUAUGUCGCAGGUGGUUCACUAACUGCGGCAAUACUCAGAUCAAACUUAGGAUUGAGAGGAGUUAUUGCUGGUGGUACUAUCGGAGGAUUCUUAGGUCUAAUUGGUGGUUCAUGCAUUCUACUGGCACUGAAAGCCAGUGACUAUACACAAGAAGUGAGACAUUACAUGGAAGUUUAUUAUGAUAGAGCUAAAGUGAAGGAAGGACAAAUUUUACAAAAUUUAGGAAAUAAACAAAUUGAAUCAAACUAAAUAUUUAUGUGUUUUUUAAGUCAAAAAUUAAAGCUAUUGCGUCAUCUCUCAUAAAAAAUAACACAAAGAAGCGAUAGAUGUCUCUACUUUACCAUUGUACGAUUCUCUAUCCUCUCAACUUGGAACAGCUGAGAAGCGAUACAGCAUGAAAGAAAGUUACGCAAGAUUUGUAGAAAACUUUGCAGAUUACAUCACAUAUACUAUAUGUGCAAAUAUGCUUGUUUAUACAUUUACAAAAAAAGAAAAAUGACUGUUCCGAUUAGGUUUUGAUUGAUAAAAUCGCCUUUAAAAGUAUAUAAGUAGAUUCGAUAAUGUUUACUUUCUAUUUAAAAACCCUUUUUCAAUAGAACGAGAGAAAAGUAAAUUACCUUAUUUUUUACACGUGCCUAUCAUUUUGGACGUCUAUAAGUAAAGUAUUUUAGUUACAUUAGAGCUAUUGGGUCAAGGCUUUCUAGCAUUCCGUUCCCUCUUUAUGAUGCUUGCAUUACACCAUCUGCUGAAUUAUGUCUAAAAUAUAAUUAAUAUAUAAAACAAUAUGUAAAUGUUCAGGCAGUGUUACCAAUACAAUAUCAAAUAAAUAGUAUAAUGUACGGAUAUAAAAUUGAAUUAUGACUCACAGAUUUUAAUAGAUUGUUACUGAGGCAAGAAUUGCAGCGUGUUGUAUUUUCACUUUUAAUUUACUUUUUUAAAGAGAUAAUUUACCUAAAAGGACAAUGUUUCUUUUCUUUCUUCUAUCGAAAAUAGAAUGUAGA